GACCAAGUCACUCCUCUGACUUAACCACUCUCUUUUCAUUUUCUCUCUUUACCAUUCUUUAUAUAAAUACACCAUUCUUGAAGUUGAAGGUCACACAUAACACAACGCAACAUUCCUUUAAAAUAUGGAUUGGUUCUCCUGGCUUUCCAAAACAGGCCUUGAGCCAACCCUAGUGUAUGAGUAUGGCCUUACUUUUGCUCACAACGAGCUUGAAGAAGAAGACAUAACAUACUUCAACCAUGAGUUUCUCAUGAGCAUGGGAAUCUCCAUAGCCAAACACAGGCUAGAGAUUCUCAAGCUUGCAAGGAAAGUGAAGGGAAAGAGGGCGGCACCACCACGCCCUGUGGCAAGGCUCAUGGUGGCGAUCAAGAGGACAAAGAGGUGCUUAGCCAAUUACAUUCGCUCGUUCAUCAGCACUUGUGAAGAAGAGUCAUCAGCACUUGUGGUGGUGCCAUCAUCAUCAUCAAGGUCUUAUUAUGGGACAAGAUGGAAGAGUAAUCAUGUGAUGAAGAGGAACAAAAAGAUGGUGGUGGCUAAGCAAGAGAGGCUCUUGCUCACAAAUGGAAGCCCUAAUACUGUUGUGCAUGGUCUUGAUGCUUUCACUAGUCCUAAUAUUGUUUAUCAUUUCCAAAAGGAUGAACAAAUGGAAGGAGAUGAUGGAUAUUGGUCUUCAGCUGCUACUGAACAAAUCAGAAGAAGGGGGGAAAAAGAUGGAGGUGCAUGUCCCACACCCUACGCAUGUAACAAGAUGAUCUUCAUUUCUUACUCAAAGUGGUGACCUUAGAUUCUGACUUCUAAGAUGGUGGCACUAAUUCAGUAACACAGCCAAGUUCUUCACUGUUUAAAAACACCAUAACCUGAACAGUGAGGACCCCAUUUUUCUUCAUGUAAUUAUUAGUAUAGCAUGUAUUAAUUCCAUGUACGUAAUGGUUAAUAUUUUUUAUUUUUUCAUUUUUU
Molecule: messenger RNA, 957 nt
Organism: Glycine soja
Lineage: Eukaryota; Viridiplantae; Streptophyta; Magnoliopsida; Fabales; Fabaceae
Exons: 2
Coding region: 125-778 (217 amino acids)
Molecular function (GO): protein binding
Source: RefSeq, a predicted model, not a curated record